Messenger RNA from Ctenopharyngodon idella (grass carp), 5367 nucleotides. RefSeq names its product T-box transcription factor 2a (gene tbx2a). The record is from RefSeq and is a predicted model, not a curated record. NCBI's taxonomy places the organism in Eukaryota, Metazoa, Chordata, Actinopteri, Cypriniformes, Xenocyprididae. Gene Ontology annotation, molecular function: RNA polymerase II cis-regulatory region sequence-specific DNA binding; DNA-binding transcription factor activity, RNA polymerase II-specific. The transcript is spliced from 7 exons. The coding region runs from base 375 to 2447 and encodes 690 amino acids. Gene Ontology annotation, biological process: regulation of transcription by RNA polymerase II; cell fate specification; positive regulation of DNA-templated transcription. Gene Ontology annotation, cellular component: nucleus.
UUCAUUAGUGCGGGGAUCCAGUGAGAAGGGACAUGUAAGACAGUGUGGUCAGGGAAAAACCUUCCAAUUCUACAUCAGUGCUCACGAAUUUCGCAUCCUUAUUGUGGCUGCUUUACUUUCUGUAGACGCUUGGACAGAAGAAAAGCUGUAAAUCUACACCGAAGUGUCAAUGUUGCUCUUUUGAAGGAUAUUAUCACUGUGCUGCAACUGGACAUCCUCGACGGUAGUGAAAUUUCCUACCAGUCCUUUUCAGCUACUGCGAAACCACCACUGUUUUUCAGUUAUAAGAGGGCGGCAGUCAGUCGGACUUACGCGAGUUACAGGCGCAGUUAUUUUAGAAUAUUAUACUUUCAUCUGGCUUUUUGGAUGCACCGAUGAGAGAUCCAGUUUUCACAGCGAACGCUAUGGCUUAUCACCCUUUUCACGCGCACAGGCCGGCCGACUUUCCCAUGUCAGCUUUCCUUGCCGCGGCUCAACCCUCGUUCUUUCCAGCGCUCACUUUACCACCGGGUCUCAGUAAACCACUGGCGGAUCAUGCGCUCUCUGGUGCGGCUGAGGCUGGCUUACACGCGGCGCUUGGACAUCACCACCAGGCGGCUCAUCUCCGCUCCUUCAAGAGUCUCGAGCCAGAGGAGGACGUUGAAGACGAUCCUAAAGUUACAUUAGAAGCUAAGGAGCUUUGGGAUCAAUUCCACAAAAUUGGAACCGAAAUGGUCAUCACUAAAUCUGGAAGGAGAAUGUUUCCUCCGUUUAAAGUACGCGUGAACGGCCUGGACAAAAAAGCCAAGUAUAUACUUUUGAUGGAUAUUGUUGCGGCAGAUGACUGUCGGUACAAAUUUCACAACUCUCGAUGGAUGGUGGCAGGAAAGGCCGAUCCGGAGAUGCCCAAACGAAUGUACAUUCACCCGGAUAGCCCGGCCACGGGUGAACAGUGGAUGGCAAAGCCUGUUGCUUUCCAUAAACUCAAACUGACCAACAAUAUCUCGGAUAAACAUGGAUUUACCAUUCUAAAUUCAAUGCACAAAUACCAGCCCAGGUUUCAUAUCGUUAGAGCCAACGACAUUCUGAAGCUCCCUUACAGCACCUUCAGGACAUAUGUAUUUCCUGAGACCGAUUUUAUAGCUGUCACUGCAUAUCAAAAUGACAAGAUCACACAAUUGAAAAUCGAUAACAAUCCAUUCGCAAAAGGGUUCAGAGACACAGGGAAUGGAAGAAGAGAAAAAAGUUUAAUUUUCAGAAAACAGUUAGCCCUUCCGUCAAUGCGCAUGUAUGAUGAUCAGUGCAAAGUGGAUCGAGAUGGAGGAGAUUCGGACGCCUCAUCCUGCGAACAAACUACUGGCAGGGAUUCAGUUCACUCACCGAUUGGAUCAGCAACAAGUCCACUUAAAUUCAACAGAUCCAGAGACGACAAAAACUGCAAUGAAAGCGACAACGAACUUGACCAACAUGAUGAUGGAAUGAUCAGAGACAAUAGUCCAGAUCAGAGACCACGAUCACCAUUCAGCCCACGUUGUGAGGACAGAGUCAAGGACAGAUCUAACCUAGAAAAGAAAGGGGACUACUCGGAUUCGAGGAAAGAGAAUGAUUCUGUCUUCAGCAUCAGAAACUUGGAGAAGGACAAACUGGACAGCAGGAAUUUGAAAGAAUCAGACACCUCCAAAAAGGAUGCAGACUCUGUGGGCCUGAGCACAGUCAAAGAUGGCUUUUCUCCUCUGAUGGUUCAAACAGAGAGCCCAUCGCAUUUCAGCGCAGGUCACUUGCAAAGUCUAGCCCUCUCUGGUUUACACAAUCAACAUUUCUUUAACCCACUGAGUACAGGGCAACCACUCUUAUUUCACCCCGGGCAGUUUGCUAUGACUCCUAGUGCUUUCUCAACCAUGGGCAUGGGACAUUUGUUAGCCUCAAUGUCUGGAGCAAGUGGACUAGAGAAUGGCAGCCUCUCCUCUCAGAGUACCAGUUCACCCAACCCUUUCCCAUUCCACUUAUCACAACAUAUGCUUGCAUCUCAGGGUAUCUCCAUGCCACCGUUCGGGGGACUGCUACCCUACCCGUACACGUACAUGGCGGCUGCCGCUGCAGCGGCCUCUGCUCUCCCCGCCAGCAGUGCCGCGUCCACCCUUGGCCGGAACCCCUUUCUCAGCAGCACGCGGCCAAGGUUGCGAUUCAGCCCCUAUCAGAUCCCCGUGUCUAUUCCUCAAAGCUCCGGUCUGCUCACCACCGGAAUACCAAGCACUCUGAGCGCGGAGUCAGAGUCAUCGAAAUCAGGCAGCAGGGAGAGCAGUCCCAUAUCUGAGCACCACAGCCAUAAAACCGGAAGCAGCCAGAAUACAAGAUCUCCCAAAUCUUCAGGGAAGGAUUCCAUUAACGAACUGCAGAAUAUACAAAGAUUAGUCAGCGGACUGGAGAAACACAGAGACGUGUCACCCCGUAGCGAUUCACCAAAGUGACCCCAUGAACACAACCACUGACUCUUUAUUACAUAACAAUGCUUCAAUGAAAAAAAAAAAAAAAGGUCAGUUUGUCGGUUGAAGUUAUGGCUCAGACAAUGGAACAUCUCUUAUCAACUCAAGGCUGGAAUUCGACGAGAGCUGUAGCAAAUGUUACACACCCCUUUUGGAUCUACAAAGCAUGCUGAUUUCGUUCAUCCUUGAUUUGGCGAUGAAAUUAUAUUAUGAAAAAAGCGCAAAUUCCCUGGACUGUUCUUUAGCUAUUUAAAUGGGGUUGCCCAUUUUAAGCUCACACAUUUCAGUGCAUUUUGAAAAAGGACUGUAAACGCAACAAUUUCUGACAACAUCUGAAGAUGCUCAACGUUUAAGUUGCCUAUGUCUGGGACCUGUUUUUCUAAUUAUUUAUAAUAAUAAAAGUAACACAUAUGUAAAUAAGGAUAAUGGACUGAAGGAGACAGAUUUUAAUUUAUUCAAAACUGUACAUUGGUGUGUAAAUACUAUUAGGUCUCGAUUUGUUACAUUUAUAUAUAUUUUCCCAUUUACAGAUAUGAACAUUAGCGCUUGAUAGCAGGAAACCGAAUGUGAUGUUUGUGAUAUCCUGCCAGAAGUAAAGGAAAAGCCACUGUAAAUCUAAAUCUCUGGUUAUACUUUUUUUUUUUUUUUUUUUUUGUAGCUAAAUUCAACAAAAGGUGUUUAAAUUUAACGAUGGUCCAUAGGCAGGGACAACUCAGGUUUCUUUCUAAUCUUGCAUUGAGAAGGUCAUUGUGUAGUUUCUCUUAUGAGAGCUAUCUGUUUAAACAUCUCGGUGCUGGAUUUUCGGGUAAAUGAGCGAUUUUGUUGCAUUCUCUCAGUUAAAUAAAACGAAAGUGUUCAUUUAGUCUUUUGUAUUACUUCAUUUAACCUAUGUAAAUAUAAGACUGUAUAUUUAUGUAAAUAUGUUUCCGUGUAAAUAAUACUGUUACAAGCAUUAGCUUACGUUUUAUUUUCUAUAUACGUCAGUGUUAUUGCCAUUGUUUAGGUAAGAUGCGUGAAUCUUGCAGCUUUUUGCCUUGCGUGAUCCUGGGAUUCAAACAUUAACUGUAUUUGUGAGUUGAGAUCAAGUACAUCAUUUAAUUUAAUCUAACAAUGUCGUCGUGCUUAUAUAAAAUACAUUAAUAUAGUUAAACUGAUUAAACUGGUUGUGUUACGUUCUGCAGUUACCUGCAGCUAAAUCUGAUGUAGCUGCGCCAUCUGUUGAUCGCCGGGAUGUAGGCCUAGCCUAGAUUAUUGACAAUGUUAUGACAAAAGUUUCAGUCACUGCGAUCUAAUAAUGAAUAGGCUAAUGACUUCUGAUUUAUUGCAGUACAAAUUAGACAUAGGCAAUAUCUUCAAAAAUCUUUCUGUGUUCACCAUAAUUCGUUCACCAACUUGAAAAAGCACAUUUGUGAUAUGCUAUUUGAACCGACUUGCUCUGUGCUUGUUACAAUGUGUUGUUUGUUCUGUGCGGGACUUUUCUUAGGUGUCGGUCGUUAAUAUAGCUACAUUCAUCUUUUCUUCACCUGUUAUAUCUCUAUACUGUACCAUUAUGCCCGGGGUGGGGGAGGAUAGGGAGUCGAGAAAAGUGUCACCGUCCUGGUGGAAGGGUUAAUCGCCGCGGCAGGGACGCCUCACAGCCUCAGCAGCAGACAGUCCUUUGUUCACAAUCCGGCGCCUGUCGCCUGCCUGCCGGCCACACAGCCUCUGCACACCCGCGCACAAUGGCCGACGGGAUCUCCAGAGUCCUGGCUGGUAAUUAGAGAGCCCCCUCGCCUCUUUUCUUCUCUUUCUAAAACCAUAAUCACAAAACUCGUUUUAUUGAGAGCCUAUUGUUAAAUUCUGUUGCGUCCAAUUAACAGAGCCAAAUUCUCGACCUUGUACUCUCAUGGAGAAAAAAAUGUUUGUCUAAAACAAUUAGUCAAUGACUGAUCACUUGGCUCCAAUAGCCGCCUCAGAAUGAGUCCCAAACAACUGAAGAAUGAGCGCAUGUCUAUCCCUCUGGACCCUUCAAACGGCUUCUAGUGCUUUAAACACAGUUAGUUACACAUUAAACGUGCACAAAUGCUAGUAAAUUGCAAACAGUGUGUAUUUACAGAAGUAAAGAGAAAAUUAUUAUUGUUGUUGUAGUAGUAGUGUGUUUUCUGAAUUAUAGGCCUAUCUACGCCUACAGGCUAUAACCUAUGUGUGUGGUUUUUUUUUUUUUUUAAUAUAUAUAUAUAUAUACAUCCGACAUGGUAUCGGACGGUGAACUGACAAUUCAAAAGCCUAGUCCGACUGCCAUUAACUAGCCUGUAGUUUUAUCUACAUAUCAAAAAUAUAUCAAAAAUUUUUUAAAUGUUUUGAAAACGUUUUCUUAGCUGUACUAUUUGAGGUUGCACAAGACAAACACCCUAAAAAUUAAUGACAGAAAUGAAUUUCGUGCAAAUGAUAAAACAUUUGGUGACCAUAAACUCUGAAUAGUUGUUUUCUUGGUGGAGGCUUCUUCUGUUGCUUCCAGCAGAGAGAUACAAAUUAAAGCAGCAUUGCUGUAUGCUGUAUUAGGCCCUGCUGAUAACCAACGAGGGGAAAGUCAGUCUGUCGCAAUAUAAUUUAAAUAGUUUGAAGAAGUCUAACAGUUGAUUCUUGCCCGAAUCUUUGAUAACUGCAAAUCAUUGGGCUUGAUACACUUGUAUCACCCAGAUUGGAUGCAUGACCUGUCACUCUUAUAACUGAAGUUUUUGUUAUUGCCCUUUUCAAGUUCACAUCGCCCUCUGCUGGUAAAUAAUGCAAUGUAUGAGCCCAUCAUUUCUUUGAGAGGUGUGUAUUGAAUUUAUAAUCUGAUUUUGAACUGAAGUUGAUUUUAUUUUUGCCUCGAAUUGCGGGUAUACUGAAUAAUUAAAAAACCAAUGGCAUUUUUGACUCUUCA